Blepharisma stoltei is the source of this 787-nucleotide messenger RNA. NCBI's taxonomy places the organism in Eukaryota, Ciliophora, Heterotrichea, Heterotrichida, Blepharismidae. The record is from the annotation of a GenBank genome assembly.
AUGCUGAUGAAUUAUUCUAAGCGUUCUUUAAGAUUAUUUAGCUCAAUUUGUACUCCCAAAGACUAUUAUGUGAUUCUAGGGCUAGAAAUAGGAGCUAAGCAAGCCGACGUCCGUCAAGCCUAUUUAAGCCUUGCCAAACAAUAUCACCCAGAUACCCCAACUGGGGACGCGGAAAAGUUCAAAAAAAUUGGCGAGGCCUAUGAGAAAAUAAGUGACUUAAAUUUUAGCGUAGGCAAAGAAAUAAAUCAUCAGCAAUCCCAAAGUAAGCAAAAUAAGGAUAAUGAUUUUUAUGAGGCAAAAUCUUCAUAUUCACAUGAAGAUUAUCGAAGGCAUAAUGAAUGGGCUUAUAAAGAAAGAAUUAGGCCAGAUUAUGGCUUUAGAGGGGCGACUACGCAUGGAUGUGCUUAUAAUGACCCAUUUUUGGCAAGAAGGGAAAGGUAUACUUAUAGCCAAUAUAAAUAUGAUAAAUACAACAACAAUCACAAUUGGAAAAAUCAUGGACGAAAAAGAAGAGAAGAAACUUAUGGAGGAAGGGAAGAAAAAGAAGCAGAAAAUGAAUCAAAAAUUUGGAUUUAUGUCGCGGUUUUUGUGGGAGGAAUUAUUACCGUUUAAAAUAAAAAUUUAAUUUUUUGGAUUUAAUUAAAGUAGACUAUUUUCAACAAAAAAUUAAUAAUAAUUUGUGAACUAUUAAGCUUUAAGUUUUAAAAAUGAAAAUAUAUUUAUUCAGUCAUUUAAUUCAAGUCCAGCUUAUUCUUCACCACCAAACUUAUAUCGAAAAUCAAGAUAA